Messenger RNA from Nylanderia fulva, 5703 nucleotides. It is a transcript of the gene Dl, whose product is annotated as dorsal. Lineage: Eukaryota; Metazoa; Arthropoda; Insecta; Hymenoptera; Formicidae. Gene Ontology annotation, cellular component: nucleus; cytoplasm. The record is from RefSeq and is a predicted model, not a curated record. Gene Ontology annotation, molecular function: RNA polymerase II cis-regulatory region sequence-specific DNA binding; DNA-binding transcription factor activity, RNA polymerase II-specific. Gene Ontology annotation, biological process: non-canonical NF-kappaB signal transduction; innate immune response; canonical NF-kappaB signal transduction.
AUUUACAUACAAAAAGAAAAAAAGUUGAGCCUCUAAAUCAAAAUACCGCGCAAUGCGAUAAAAGCGCAUGUUUUAUUCACACGAUGUGUCAAGCGUAUAUAUAUGUAUAUAAAAUCUGCGUUACUCAAAAGUUAAAUAUUGAUUCAAAAAAAAAGAUUGCAAUGUUAAAUUUUAAACGUAGUACGAAAGGGGAAACUAAUGCUUGUCAAUUUCUUUGCCGUCCCACGAGUGCCUGUCCUUGCCACUCUCCGAAUUGCCAUUUUCAUUCAUAAAUCAUUCUCCUUUUUCGCGGCCGAAGGCACAUUUGCAUCAGCUGACCGGUACGUAUUUUUUACCGAGUAAAAUCGGCUCCCACAAAAUGUCGCAAUCACGCUUAAGCUCCUUAUCUGUUUAUUUUACACGCAAGAAAUUAAUAAUGUUUCUUUGGCUCUCUGUGUUACAUAAUAUCGCAGACCACGUGUCUACGUCAAAUAACAACAUGAAAUAACGAAAUAAAAAUUCUUGCGUUGUUGAAUCUCUUCACGUGUUAGUAUGAUAUUAAAUCUAAUAUUUAUACCUUCUCUUACGGCGGCAAGGGCAGAGCAGCAUUAAAUAGGAAGGCGAAAGUCCGUAUGAUUGACGCGCGCAUGAUGUUCCCGGCAAUCUGAAACAUCCGACUGCUCCAGCCACCCUCUUGAGACUGACGCAGUAAUCGCUCUCGUAGCUCCCUCAAUUCCGUUCUGGCGAAUGCGAGAAUAGUAAAAAUAUGCGAUUGUACAACUUUGUUAAUUAGAAAUAUGUUUUCUCAAAAAUAGAUCUCACAUCUGCGAGUUGCAUUCCGAUUCGAUGCGACGAAGUUCAGUUUCCCGAUCGACCAGUUGACUCUCCAGGGAAACGACACGUAAACUCAGAGUCUUCGCGUUACCCUCGCUGACUCUCAAGCGUUUCUCCAAUCUCUGCUUCUCCGCGUCCGUAACUUGUAAUUCCCUAAUUAUACAAAGUGCUUUGUAUAAAUGCUUAUGCUUGUUCUAUUAACGACGAGUUUCUGGUGCACAGGUGUUUGCGGAUUACAUCCUAGAAUCUCUAUCGUACCUGGAAAUACGCUGCAACUGCUCCUGUGUAGAUUCGGCAUGAACCACCUGCGCCGCUAAUCGCAACUGCAACUCCUCGACCAUAGAUUCCGCUUUUUCGGCUCUGAGGCGACGAUCCGUGACCAAUGCUUCGCUGGCGGAUACCUAAGUAAAGAAUCACGCUGGACCCUAUAUAUUCAUCCACAUAAUCAUUCAUUUAUAUAUUUGUAUGAUACAUCAAUGAACGAUUCACAUGCGUGUAAUACGGAUAAGCAUUGCAACUUUUCGCUAUAUAAUGAAUAAAAGUUAAUAGGGCAAGUAGUAUUGAUCCUUCUUCCUGGUACGGAAGGAGUAUUACGUGAUAUUGAGUCACCAGCGAAACGCGAAAGGUGUGAUUCACUCGUCAGCUAUAUUUUUCUUCCCGUUCAUUGACCUGACGCUGUCUCGCAGGUGAAGUCUACGAUCUUUCAAAGAUGACGGAUGUUACCGGAGGUUGUAUCUAGUGACAAGUGUCCUAGUCUAAAUUCAGCAACGACAUGAUAUAUCGAUUUUAUGCAAAACGCGUGCUUGACAACAAUCUUGCUUAUUCAUUGCAAUAAAGCUUAUUACGUUAGAAAGGAUUUAUAGCGAGUCAUUGUUAUCCGCUGGAUAUAAAUCCGAUGACAUUUCGCUGUCGUUCCCUACAUUUGCGCAGCGAGCCAAUAUUACUUUACAUCACAAUCGUUGAAGAUGUCCAACUUCUGAGAAAGAGUGGAAAGGGUGAAAGAGAAGGAAGAAAUGAGUCACACUAGUUCGUGGAACGAGAAGGGAUGUCGCACGGGAGAGUUCACCCCCGAGAAGGAGGAGGAAAAAGAGGUCGCGAUCUCGCGUCUCCGACCAGCAUAACACGUGCCCGGGUCUCACUUGAGAUCGCCGACGUCGGGAUUGACGGUGGAGAGGUCCAUCAUCGACAGACUCUUCUUGCAGCGAGGUGUGCCUAUGCCCAGGAAGCGGCCGUUUGGUGAACAUCGGUCGGAACAACUGUUGGGGAUCGGCGUUGAGGGAACGCCAGUUUUCUGGCUAGUCACCGACAGACCGACCGCCAGUUUGUAAGGCCUUCGGGACACGCGAUGAUCGGCCACGCAUCGGUACGGACUCGGUCGCGGAUGGCAUCUUACGAACGCCGGAGCGCACGGUAGUCUACGUUGAACGCAUCGGGGCAGUCUGGUCUCCACCCGAGUGACGGCUCCGGCACGGAUUUUAGACUGGACAGCAGUUUCUGGCAUAUCGUCGUUUGCAGCUUACGCAAUAAAAUUCGAAUCCUCGAAUGCGAUCGAGAUUGUUUGCGUCUCUCGUCAUGGGGACGGGGGAUCUGAACGCAACCCCUGAACAAACGACGAUACUCUUCGAUAUCGGAUGGACAAAGUUCAAUGUAUUAAGCAUUUAUAGUCAUGGAACAAUACAAUGGUAUGAAUGACGAAAAUAUUAAUAUAAGCGAUAUCAUCGAAGUCAUUCAAACUACGGAUCCUGGUUCCAUGGCUACUAUAGCGAUGGAUGGUGAUCAUGUUCAGCCAUACGUUGAAAUUCUAGAACAGCCAGCCAGUAAAGCACUGCGAUUUCGCUAUGAGUGCGAAGGCAGGUCGGCUGGCAGCAUACCUGGGAUCAACAGUACACCAGAGAAUAAGACCUUCCCUAGUAUAAGAAUUGUAGGAUACAAUGGUCGUGCUAUGGUGGUUGUAUCUUGUGUAACAAAAGAUGCACCGGAUAACAAAGGAUACAGACCUCACCCUCACAAUCUUGUUGGCAAGGAAGUAUGCAAGAAAGGCGUUUGUACAGUAGAAGUUCCAGCAGGAAACAUGGUUGUUACUUUCUCAAACUUGGGCAUUCAAUGUGUAAAAAAAAAGGACAUUGAAGAGGCUCUCAGAGUACGUCAAGAGUUGCGGGUAGAUCCCUUUCGAACUGGUUUCGAGCAUAAGAGACACCCGACGAGCAUAGAUCUCAAUGCAGUCAGAUUAUGUUUUCAAGUAUUCUUGGAAGGAUCGCAAAAGGGAAAAUUUAACAAACCAUUACCACCUGUCGUGUCCGAUCCUAUUUAUGAUAAGAAGGCGAUGUCAGAUCUUGUGAUUUGUAAGCUGAGUCAUUGCAGCGCAUCGGUCGCUGGUGGAAUGGAUAUGAUUUUAUUAUGUGAGAAAGUCGCAAAAGAAGACAUACAAGUGAGGUUUUUCGAAGAAAGAGACGGACAGCUUCUCUGGGAAGGAUAUGGCGAUUUCCAACCAACACAUGUACAUAAACAAACGGCAAUUGCGUUCAGAACACCCAGCUAUCGUACGCAGCAAGUGGAACAGCCGGUUCAAGUGUACAUCCAGCUUAGGAGGCCAUCAGACGGUGCUACAAGCGAACCGCUACCAUUUCAGAUGUUACCACUAGGUACAGGUAGGCCUGCUUUCUGGUCAUUACGGAAAGCAUUUGCCAGGAAGAAGGCAGAUUACAAUACCUUCAGUAAGAUCUUAUCAACCGAGACUGCUCUUCUUUCCAACGUAACUCCUAAAUUUCCUCGUAAUAUCGACGAGUUCAAUAAUAACGAUCUUAACGCGAAAAGAUCUCACGAUAAAAUCUCGGCAUUGCGCGCUUUAAACGAGCUGUACAAUGUGAAAAAUCACAUUGACUCAUGCAAUGGAGAUUUGAAGGCGAUAAUAAAUUCUGCUCAAAACGAUCAAGUCACGAAAAGUACCGUCCUAGAUUACGAGAACAACGAGGUGACAAUAAACCCUGAAAGUAACGCGGAGAGUAAAAAAGAAAUUAACAAAUUGUAUACUCUUGACGAUAAUAACGUGAAAAAUGAUACAUUUACCGUGAAUUAUAAGGAGGGAAUUGUCGAAACAGUUCCCUGUGUUAAACCGGACGUACAGGAUAACGGCACAACCGCGUCGCGAAAUAUAGACAACUCGAGAAAUAGAUCCGAUUGGUUCGAUUACUCUGAAAUAGGCAAGUGGGUGCAGAAGGGACAAGCAAGUCUUAAGGAGAAAGAUAACGAGACGGAAAUUAAAAACACGACUGAGGGCGGCAAAUCAUUGAACGAGUUCUUCUCGCAAGUGGCCGAGCUCGAUCAAAUUUACGCCGACACUCACAACAAAUUGGUACAAGCCUCUACGGAGACAAAUGCAAAUCAAAUGAUGGACGUUGAUGUCUGCGACAAUCAGACUUACACUAGUCUACAAAUGGCUAUGAAGAAUCCAAUCGAGUUGUUUGACAUCACCGACGACAGAAAGUACGAGGACGUGGCUGUUCCAACACCAAACGAGAUACCUGUGACGUCUCCAACGUUGACAGCUAAGAGAGAUGUAACGAAUGAGGAAAGAUUGCCACCCUUGCCCCCGAAACGAAUACGAAAGAUGCCGUCGAUGCCUUUUCUACCGCGUCCGAUAUCCGCUCAGACAUUCAACGACUCUACUUCCGAGGCACCCAAUAAAAACUUGCCGUCCUUACCCGAUUCUUUACCGAAACACGCGAAGCAGGGACUCUUCUCGAAAUUGUUUGCUAAGAAGCUUAAAAAAGAUAAAUGCUCGGUACCGAAUUUCAGCGGAGAUAGCGACUCUUUGAAUAGCUUGUAUUUAUUGAAAAGCACCGUGCAAGACGAUGUACAAUCGCAGCUUCCACGUCCUAGUAUGACGAGUGUUACGAGUGUUAAAUCUCUCAAAUUGGACGGCGAUGAAACACCACCGUAUGGUAUAGAUUUAACUGAAGCCGAGCACUAUGCUCUGUACACUACUAUGGCACCGCACGCGACUGCCUCAGAAUUUGAUGAGAUGUCUUUCUAUUAUAGUCUGGUUGAAGGUGGAAAGAUAUUGCUGGAGGGGAAAGAGACCUAAACUACUUGUUUAAUGAUAUCUUUGUUGUACUGCCGAGCGCGUUGAUAAAUAACUAUAUAUUUGUAUGAAGAUAUUGUAUUUGAAUCUGACGAGUUUGUCUACCGAAGUGUGUGGAGUGCACACAUUGCAGCCAAUUCUUUAUUAUACCGUCGGUUCUUGUUGUAACAAAUUUACAGAGUUUUGAUAGGACUGACGUUUGUAUUGUUAAGUCAAAGAUUUUUCUCUUCGUGGAAUAGAAAUCUCAACAACUAUUUCUCAAAACAUGUUUACCAUGUUAAAACGAAUCGAUUUUUUGCUGUAAUAUCAACGCAUUUAUCCAAGUAUGCAGAAUUCUAGUCGAAGCGUGAUUUGUUACCUUUUGCUUAAUAUUUUUUUUCGAUGGUUUUUACAAGUGAUUUAUAAACUUUGUAUAAUUGUUAUUUAUUAUCAAGUAAUUAAUCAAUGUCCUUUCUAGUCAAGUUUGAUGCUGUUGUGUUUUCGUAUUCUCUAUAAUGCUUUACUAUUUUUUUUUGUUAAGUUUUACAUGAUAUUACAAGUUUAUACAAUUACCUUUUUCUUUUCACGUUGUUGUAGAUUGCUGAUUUUAGAAAAAUGACAAUUUUGACAAAAAUUUUGUCUACCUUUAGGUCAGUUUAUCGAUUUUCCUUUUAGAAUGACUUUAUCGAAUAUGUAAGCUAAGGAAGUUCUUUACGGGGCCUUCUUCAAUUGUACGCAAUUGUCAAUAUGAUGAAUCUUUAAUGUACAAUCAUUUGUGUAGAUGAUGCCGAUACCUUAAGGCGAAAGAGACAAAAACUUAAUAACAACUC